AUGAUUGGCACAUUUGAAUGUAUAUCUAUAGUUAUUAUUUCAUUAUUUUUUAUAAAAAUAUAUAAACACUUUAAUAAAAAGAAAAUUGGAAAAGAUGAUUUAACAAUUGGAAAACAUGGGACAGUUUCUUUAUCAUCAAAUUUAAAAGUUGACAUAAUAUGCGAUAUAACAAAUAACUUCGGAAAAUAUUAUGCUAAAGAAGCUAUAAAAAAAAAAAAUAUAGUAUGCAUAAUUCCUGUACAUAAAAAUUAUAAUAAAGAAUAUGAAAAUGUUGACAAUUUUAAUGAGUUUAUGGCCGAAUUUUUUAAAUUUUUAGAUAUAAAAAAUGGAAAACUAAUAUUAGCAAGCGAGAAUAAUUGUUUAAAUGAUUACUUGCACAUUACUCCUGAAUAUGAAGAUGAUGACCAAAUAAUAUUAGCCUCAUGUAUUAUUAAUAAAAAUAUAUCAAUAAUUGUUUGUGUUAUUAAUUAUGAUAAGGAUAUUGAAAAUCAACUUGAUUAUUAUUUAAAGAAUAAAAAAAUUGAUUUUUGUGCAGUUAUAAAUAAUUUAUUUUUAAAUAAUAUAAAUUAUUCCAGAGAUGAAAAUAUAGAGGUAAUAGGGGAAAAAUGUUCAUUUAUUCCUAAUGGAGAAUUUAAUGAUCUUUUCAAUUUUUUUGGUUUCAUGAAUGUUAAGAAAGAAUUUUUACUUGAUUUAUAUUCAAUUAUACUAAUAAAUACAAAAAAUUAUAUGUAUUUUUACAAAAUUUUAGGAAAUUUAAAUUCAGGAACAUUUUUAAAUGCACAUAUAUAUGACAAUCUUACUUAUUCAAAUAUAUAUAAUUCCUUAAUGGAUAUACAUCAUAAUUUAAUUUGUGAAAAAGCAAAAAAAGAUAAAAAAAUUCAAGUUAAAAAAUUUUAUACAUUUUGUUGUCUUAAGUGUGAUUAUAAGAAAAUAGUAAAAUUUACUUUGAUGAAGUUAGAAAAUAAUUUGUUCUUAUUUUAUUUCUAUAAUAUUUAUUCUUAUUUUUACUGCCAAUUAGUUUUAUAUUUUGUAGGAAAAAAAUGA
Messenger RNA from Plasmodium gallinaceum, 1044 nucleotides. RefSeq names its product conserved Plasmodium protein, unknown function. The record is from RefSeq and is a predicted model, not a curated record. The transcript has a single exon. Bases 1 to 1044 code for a protein of 347 amino acids. Lineage: Eukaryota; Apicomplexa; Aconoidasida; Haemosporida; Plasmodiidae.